Cataglyphis hispanica is the source of this 7305-nucleotide messenger RNA. RefSeq names its product serine/threonine-protein kinase MARK2-like. NCBI's taxonomy places the organism in Eukaryota, Metazoa, Arthropoda, Insecta, Hymenoptera, Formicidae. The record is from RefSeq and is a predicted model, not a curated record. Gene Ontology annotation, molecular function: tau-protein kinase activity; ATP binding; protein serine/threonine kinase activity. The transcript is spliced from 16 exons. The coding region runs from base 1372 to 4212 and encodes 946 amino acids. Gene Ontology annotation, cellular component: cytoplasm. Gene Ontology annotation, biological process: microtubule cytoskeleton organization; intracellular signal transduction; protein phosphorylation.
CGGCGCGCUCAGUUAGCACGAGACUCGCGAUCGGGCAGCACAGAGACGGAGAGAGAGAGAGAGUGUCUCUUCGUUUUUUUUCUUCUUCCCCGCAAUCUCUGUCUCCGUUUUUUCCGCGCUUCGACCGGAACGGUACUUGGUCGAAUUCGAAGAUCGAUUGACGGCGCCGUGGGACGUCGACGAAGGGGAGAGAGACCCAUCGAAGGAUUCCGCAAGCCUUCUAUUGUCUUUCUUCGUAGUGACGAGCACGUAAUAAUAAACGUCACUGAAGUUUGAACGAAUAAUCCGACGAAAGCUCGGCACGCGAGAGGGUUUACUGCUGAAUUAGUGUAAACGGGAUUCCCGAGAGUGUUGAAACAACGUCCGCGCGACAGCGGACAGCCCGCAGAGUAGCAGUUCGCAACUUUGCGCCACGAUUAAAUCGUAUGAAAGUUCAGCCUGGAUUUACCGCGACGAAUGAGUUGAAUUACCGUUGAGACUUGCACUGAGGAUCAAGAGGAAACGCGCGUCAACGAAGAAUCGUUUUACCGCGAAAAGCGAUAGGAACGAAAGAUCGCUGAAAGGAAAAUCCGAGAAGAUUUUUGGAAAUUUAUCGGAUGAAAAAAAUUCAAGUUCCAUCAAAAUUAAUCUCAAUCCGUAGCCUUUCGAUUGCGACAUCUUAGAGGCGUGUUGGUCUGCUUUCCCGUCGAACGGAUAAAUUUUGCACAUCUUGUGGAAGCAGCUUAAGUGCGCGCUGCGCCUCGAGUUACCGGAUCGACCAGCAGCUGCACUCGACAUCUUGUCACUUAGGAGGCAUCGAGAUCUCGCGGUAGAUGUUACAAACGAGCCAAGAGAGUUGCGUUCAAGUAUCGUGAAAGGAACGGAAGAUCAGACUUUCUCUCGUCGUGGUAACAAAGACACUUAAAACUGCGCGAUUAGCCUCUAAUAUACGAUUCACUCUUAGCUUUCCGAGAAGAAAUCGUGUUUCGCAGCCGAAGAGCGACAGGCGCGAACAAAGCAGAGUCAUCCCUGAACUCCGUAGAAAAUAUUAUAUUGUCAAGAUUAUUAAGAGGAAAGGAUAUUUUUCGAAAAGAGGAUAUUCUUCCCGAGAAGACAGAAUACUUAUUUUCAGGACAAAAUAUUCUCUAAUUUCGAAAUUGCACGAGGAAACUCUAAGAAAAUUAACUACAAGAGUGGAGUUUCUUUUUAAAAUCGUUGACCUCGUCUCACAAAGAAAAAAGAUCUUAGAAUUCUGAUACUAGUAUGGGACGGUGAAGUUUAUUCACGAUACAGAUUUUAUUUUCGGGUGGAAGAAGAAAAGCUCUGUAUUUAGAAGUUUAUCGUCGUUGAAGCGGCAAGAAAUCCAGCAGGAUUGCUCCACACGUGGACACAAUGUACGUGACGGAGACGGGCGGCCACAAAGUGGCACCCGCGCCCGCGUCGACGCGUAUGAAGAAGGUGGACUACAACAAGUCAGUGAUCUAUCAGCAGCAUCAUCAUCAUCAUCCGCAGCAACAUCAUCAUCACCACCAGCAUCGUCACGAGGGUGGCGGUGAUCGCGGCGGCGGGACGCAUAUCGCCGCGACGGUGAAGAACACGGUGCGCCGAUUGUUACGUCGCACCAAAAGCCAUCGUGACACACCUUCGACGAACGCCUCGACGAUGACCCCGGUCGUCGCCAAUGGCCACGCCGUCGUAUCGCCGCCCACGCGGAUACCCACGUCGAGGAACGACACCUGCAACGCGCCGCCACCCUCGUCGGACAUCUACUUGAAACGCUACUCCAGACAACGCACGAGACCUCAGACUGGGGAUGGCGUAGGGGUGUCGAGUACCGGAGGUCGACUCUCUUCGAGGAGUCGAACCUCCGAGGAGCCUCACAUCGGCAAGUACAAAUUACUGAAAACCAUCGGCAAGGGCAACUUUGCCAAGGUGAAACUUGCCAAGCACGUACCCACGGGAAAGGAAGUAGCUAUCAAGAUCAUCGAUAAGACUCAAUUGAAUCCUGGUAGCCUUCAAAAGCUGUUUCGAGAAGUCAGGAUAAUGAAGAUGCUCGAUCAUCCGAACAUAGUAAAAUUAUUCCAAGUAAUCGAGACUGAAAAAACUCUGUACCUGGUAAUGGAAUAUGCCAGCGGCGGCGAGGUCUUCGAUUACCUGGUCCUGCAUGGUCGGAUGAAGGAGAAAGAGGCAAGGGCGAAGUUUAGGCAGAUCGUUUCUGCUGUGCAAUACUGCCAUCAAAAGAAGAUUAUUCACAGGGAUUUGAAAGCUGAGAAUCUGUUGCUCGAUAGUGAAAUGAAUAUCAAGAUCGCCGAUUUUGGUUUUAGCAAUGAAUUUACACCCGGUAACAAGUUAGAUACAUUUUGUGGCUCGCCGCCUUACGCCGCCCCGGAGCUCUUUCAAGGAAAAAAAUACGACGGCCCGGAAGUCGAUGUAUGGUCGUUAGGCGUAAUCCUGUACACACUGGUAUCCGGUUCACUGCCUUUCGAUGGUUCGACGUUGAGGGAAUUGAGAGAAAGAGUAUUAAGGGGGAAAUAUAGGAUCCCAUUUUAUAUGUCUACCGACUGUGAAAAUCUUCUUAAAAAAUUCUUGGUGCUCAACCCGACGAAGAGAGCCUCACUAGAGGUAUGUGAUGAUCAGAAUAUAAUGAAGGACAAAUGGAUGAACAUGGGAUACGAAGAUGAUGAAUUAAAACCGUACUUAGAACCUGAACCUGAUUACAGAGACCACAAGAGGAUAGGUGAGUCUGCCAAGGCCCUAGCCAGUUUGGGAUAUACUCGAAGCGAGAUAGAGGAUUCCUUAGGACAAGCGAAGUACGAUGACGUAUUUGCCACGUACUUGCUUCUAGGCAGGAAAACGACAGAUCCUGAAAGUGACGGAUCACGGUCGGGUAGUUCAUUAUCGCUGCGUAACAUUCCACCACAAGUCAGCUCGGGUGGUGGAGGAGGGAGCAGCGGGGGAACAGGUGGCGCGGUACAAAGUCCAUCGCACAGAGGUGUUCACAGAAGUAUUUCUGCUAGCAAUCCAAAACCCAGUAGACGGGCCUCGUCUGGUGGUGAAACUCUUCGAGGCGCGCCAAGUCCGGGUAAUGCAACGAAUCACAAUCACGCGACUGCGGUAACUGGCGCAGCUGUAACUGGAAGUGGUGGUAGCAAUUUUAAACGACAAAAUACCGUAGAUGCAGCCACGAUUAAGGAAAAUAGUGCUCGUGUUUCUGCAAGCCGGCCCUCUGCACCGAAAAACAGUCAACCUCCAGGGCAAUUAGAUACCAUGACAAUGUUCAUUCUAGGCGUGGGUACAAGUCCCGGUGGUAAAGCGAGGGUAGGCAAGAGCAACACAAUGAAUACAGGAGUAGGUGGUGGUCGACCACUUACCUCACCUGCUCCUGGUUCUGUUGGUCGACGUAGCACCAUCUCCUACGAUCAAGCGAAAACAUCAUCUUCAUCUACUGAAAGAACCAACGAAGUACCCAGUUUUGUGCACAGCCUGGGCGAGGGCACUAGACCGACGCGGGGUCACACCAAGUCUGCGAGCAUCAGCGCAGGUCACCGUUCCUCAAGUGGUGUACCCCCCAGCGACCAUUCACUACUGGACCCUCAACCACGCAACGCCCACAACUCCUUACUCGCCACCGCUGACCCCCUUAGGCAGAGUUUGGGUGUAUGCGCAAGCAACAGACUGGCCACAGCCACUACGCCAGCAUUUCCACGGAAUGUACCGAGUCGCAGUACGUUUCAUUCUGGCCAAAAUAGAGCACAGCGAAAUCACACUCAGGGUCACACACAAACACAGGACACGAAUGCGAUUAGCCCUCUAGCAAGGCCGUCCUUCUUCUCGAAAUUAUCCUCGAAGUUCUCCAAACGCCCCAUGGACCCAUCCGUACCCCCCAAGCACCUAGUAGUGAGCGGAGCUACCACUAACGACGAACAAGUUAAGCCGCGCAGUCUACGCUUCACGUGGAGUAUGAAGACUACCAGUAGUCGAGACCCUAACGAAAUUAUGUCUGAGAUUCGAAAGGUGUUGGACGCUAACAAAUGUCAGUACGAGCAACGCGAACGAUUUCUCUUGCUGUGCGCGCACGGCGAAGCGGCGACUGACAGCCAGGUGCAGUGGGAGAUUGAGGUCUGCAAACUGCCACGACUUUCUCUGAAUGGGGUACGGUUCAAGCGUAUCUCCGGCACAUCGAUCGGUUUCAAAAAUAUCGCCAGCAAGAUUGCGAACGAGCUCAAGCUGUGACUGUCGGCUACGGGCGCCCUAGCCGCCAAUCGCGUAAAUCCAUAACGACCUCGUGAACGUAGCCACCAAGUGGCGGUGGUCACCGAGGAGUUUUACUCUUGUUUCUUCUUCUGGGACUCCGACUCCGAAUCCGAAACUCAAGAAAUAUUUGUUUAAAUGAUUCUUCGCCUCUCCCCCUCCCCCUCCUUCGAGAUCGACGAGUGUCGUCAUCGGAUGAAAGAAAAAGGAAAAGGAAGAUUGAGUGAGAGAAAGAGAGAGAUGCCCUCGUCUAUGUUGGAGGUGCCGCUGUUAACGGUUCAUUGAUAAAAAUUCUAAACUGUGAUCCGUGACGGCUAAUACGUAUUUAAAAAUACUCCCGAGUGCCAAAAUGAAGAACUAGGUCGGGUCCUAGUGAUGCCUCGAGAACGAGAAAAAAAAUAGAACGAAAGAUAAGAGAAAUGGAUGGACCUGCUGACCUGAUUUACGAAGAAGCUGGCGUUAGACACAAUAAUCUAUUAGUUUAUUAAUUUCGAAUUUUCAUUGUCGAUAACACAGAGAAACGUGCAUCCGAAUGAAAAUAAUCAGUGUCAUGCUUACAGGUCGACCUGCCCUCCCUAUUCUUGAGCAAUCCAUCUAUCAUAAACUGUCGCUUCAUUUCUAAACAGUAUUAUAUGUCUUGUGUUUAUUCUUGAUGUUGAAGCUGUCUGCAUUCGAAUUAGUUUCUGAAAUGUGGAAUUGCAUGCUAUUGCUCUGCUGUGAAAAUGCUGAAAGAUUUAAGUAGAAUUAGAAUGCGAAGAUUCCAAUCGGAUCAUCAAAUGUGCCUAAUGAAGCAUCUCUCACAUAGAUUAUGUCUUUCAUGGGAACAAUGUUCCUUGUACUAUAAAAUAACAUGUUCUAUUUCCGUUCUUGCGGAAGAAAAAAAGAUCGAAGCAGUGCAUCUACAACGUCAGGAGAAUAAUUCUCCAUAACUUCCUGUUUUUCUCCGAUCUUACGUUUUAUAUAGAAAAAAUUUUACGAGCGCGGUUUUUGCCUGUAAACAAUUUGACAAAACCUGAUCGAGGGAUACGCGUAGCGUUGUGUCGAUAAGAAUCUACCUUCAUUUUAUUACACAUUAACCGGAAAUAAUUCAAUUUACGAAUUGAGCUAUUUUAAUUUCUGUUGCACAACGUGUGUGCAGUAUGCUUAUUUUUUCGAACAUUUUUAUGAUACUUUACUUCUUUUUUUAUCUGUAGAGUAUAAGUUUUUGAAAAUACACAACACUAUAUAGACAUUAGCCAAUUAAAGCGUAUAAUAAUUAUUAUUAAUAAUAUUUUUAUUUCUAUCAUAGAGACGACAAGUAUAUAUAUAGUACACACAAUACUAUAUGAAGGUAGAGAAGCAGAGAAGUUAUUAACAUAAUUUAGGAAUAUCAUCGAGUUAUUAUCACUCGCAUUUCAUGUGAAUAAUACACGCAAGUACUUCAUCAUUCUUUAAAGAGUUGAAAUUAUAUCAGAGUAAAUAACCUUAAUUACGUCAGAGUAAUAACGAGAUCUGUUAUUUCUACAUGAAGGAUACGAUAAUAUUAAAUUUAAGUAUUAUAAUUGGCUAUAUUAUAUUACACACAUUUAAAAUCCUUUCAUUCGCAAAGAUGUUUGCAGUUGAAUGAAAUAAAAUUAGGAAUUACACUAUACACUAGAAGCGAACUAGAGAGACUUGGUGUAUGUAAUAUAUGUUACGAAGGUACUAAAUUAAUAGAGAGAAAGAAAGAAAGAAAGAGAGAACCUCACACACACCAAGAUCAUACACUUUGGAACUCGAGUAUCGCGAACUUUUUAUAUUUGCCUAAGAUUAAUGAAGUAUGUUAUACUAAAAAAAAAUAGGCAAUGACUAAUUUAUUUACAUACUAUAUAAACUCAAUGAUUUUUCACAUUUCUAACACUUGCUACACUGAGAAAUACGGAUUAACUUCAGCGCACCGACACAAUGUACAAUCGCGGUACAUCGUGUUGCGAAUCGUGAAACGACUGAUAGCAACUAAGUAUCGGCGCCAAUUGUCUGUUACCGAACAUCUUGAUAAAAAUUCUAUGUGCUACGUUGAUUAAUGCAGCACUGGCAUCGGGACUUACCUUCUUUGUGUAUAACCAUACCAAUUUCGUGUCGUCGGAUUACUCCAUUUCAACCAAUAAGCAAGAUAAUGUAAUAUAACGAUAUAGAGUAAUAGCGAUUAUAGUAAUUAUCAAGAUUCACAAGGAGAGUCACGUUUAACGCAAACAUUUAUACCCCUCCAAGAGAAUGAGAGAGAUCCAAUCACUGUUAUAGAAAAUUAGAUUGGAGAAUAUAAUGCUCGAAAGUUUCGUUUGUUCCUACAGCAAUCAGAAUUAGUACUACAAUAUUGAAUCAUUACCAUCUUGUAAAAAAGUAAAAAAGGCAUGUAAUCCGGAAGCGGUUAUUGUAACAAAAUGACUCUGUAGAGAUACAUACACACAGACAUACACAUCAUAAUAGUGAUUAUUAUUAUUAAUGUUAAUGUAAGAUCCUUCAGAUAGCGUUAAUGGUAAAUUCCUCCCUCCCCCUCCCCCCCGGCAUAUAGACGAAUUAAUUAUACACCGUAAUCUAUACAUAAAACCCUUCGCUCGCUUGCUUUAUGAAAUAAAUGUAUAAAUUAACAAUCGAAAGAGAGAGAGAGAGAGAGAGGAGAUAUAAAUCUAAGGACAUUUAUGAUUUUAACACACGUGAAGAAAGAAUUUAUUAAGAAGUCGAUUAGAAACGCAGAGCUGCACGGGCGACAUUUAGAAUCCGACUCUACGUAACGUCGGAGAGAGAAGCUUCUUGUGAUCUUUUUUUUUCAUUCUUUCUUUUGUACGUAAAAUAAGCGCGCUGUGAAAUACACAUUUCUCCCGCGUGCGUGUGUAUGUGAAUUGCCCGUACAGCUGUGCACCUCUACUACUCUGCACGCACAUGUACACAUACAUGAAUACAUACAUACAUACAUACAUACAUAUAUACACACACACACACACACACAAACGCAAUCUCUGUAGAUAGAUACAUACAUACAGCUUUGCUAAAUGUUUUCUGGUGAUCGGUAUCUAGCCAAAAUGUAGCGAAACGUUUAUAAUAAAAUGGUAACACGCA